Messenger RNA from Symbiodinium sp. CCMP2592, 3807 nucleotides. The record is from the annotation of a GenBank genome assembly. NCBI's taxonomy places the organism in Eukaryota, Dinophyceae, Suessiales, Symbiodiniaceae.
AUGGCAGCCGCAACCCGACAACGAUCGCGAGCAUUCCCUAAGAAGACCGGUCUCUCCGCAGCCGGUGGGCUCAGGGCUGCAGCCUGCCUCGAGUCAGCUUUGCGCAGCCAUGCAGCGGGCUCGGGCCCCGACUUUCAAGAGAUCGGGGAAAUCUCUCAGAAACCUGGCUUUGGUGCUGCUGUGCGGGCUCUUUCUGUGGAUGUUUUCGGCCACGGCCCUCUUCGUACAACGGCCUGUGUCGAAGAGGCGGAAGCUACCAAGGACCUGCCAGAACUCAAUCGCUCGGUUAUCGUGGCAACUCUUGAGGUGACGAUGCGUGACGCAGUUGCGAGCUCGGACGUGAGCGACCCGGCAUCGCGAAGUAUCGGUCGUGAUGUGGUCUUCAUGGAGCGGCUCCGUGGCUUGGCCCGCGAGGCUUUGGCCUGGCCGUUCCUCGAGGAUAAGCAGCGACUUCUGUGGGCUGCAGUUUUGGAAUUCGAUGCCGUGCCUACGCAGGACGGACACGAUGAGACAGUGAAACUUCACGGGGAGUUGCCGCCCUGGUUCUUCGAACGGCACAACUUCACGCGUCGGCAUCUAGGAGCGGACCUCUUCAGCUUGGACGGCGAGCGGGCGAUUCUUUGUCGGGCUGGGAACGCCACCAGCCAGGAUGUGAAGCGGUUCCUGCGGACAGCCAAGUGCUUGUUUGAGGCCCCGUGCUGCACUCUCUGGACGCUCUUCGGCUGCACAGUCUCUGCCGACUCCCAGAAGUGGCUGCGCGACUACGGCGGUCAGCGGAACGUAGUGACCAAGAAGAGCUUGCGCCAGCUAUGCCGCGAUGCCGUUUCAAGUCUGACAUCUGGCCACACUCCCACUGCUGGUGGCCACCUCCCGGAUCCACCGCUGCGACCCUGCCAGGAGGCGUGCCUGGAAGCGUGUGCCAAGGGAGCCCGGGUCAUUGAGAUGGCCUGCGGGACCGGGAAGACGCGCGUGAUCUGCGAGCUGGCGGCGAAGCAACCCGGGAAGGCGGCGUCCUUCAGCUUCUGUGCCCAGGUCUUGAUCAUCGUCCCCUCCCGGGUGCUCCUGGAGCAGUUUGCUCUGGAGAUGCCUGGCCUCUGCAAAGUGGGAACCAGCUACAACGACAAAAUCAAUAUGGCAUCAACGGGCUUUAUCGCUGUGACUGAUUCAGUGCAUCUGCUGCAGAAGCUGGUGUUUGAAGCCGUCUUUUUCGAUGAGGCCCAUCAUCCCCUUCCACCAAAAAUGCCUGACUACAACAAGCUUUUCAGGUUCUCGGCCACGCACAAGAAAAAUGUCGAUUUUCGGUACAGCCUCGGCCAAGCUAUUGAUCAGGGGGUGCUGUGCGACUACGACCUUACCGUGCCCGUGACGACCGAAGGGCAUCCCUACAUUUGCCUCGCGAACCUGCUGCUAUCGCAACAGGGGCGGUUUCGGCACGUGCUAGCAUACUGCAAUUCCGUUGCUGAAGCCAAGCGGUUCCAGCAGGUGCUGGAGACGGUUGGGGUAGCAUCGUGGCACAUCAACGCACGUACCAGCCGAAAAGUGCGAGAGCGAGUGAUGGACGAGUUUUCGGGUAAACUGCAGAAGGCCGUGCACGUGCUGGUGACGGUUCAGGUGUUGGGAGAAGGUGUCAACAUUCCGACUGCCGACACCUGCAUGUUCGUUGAGCCCAGAAGUAGUUACGUGAGCAUCAUUCAGGCCGUCGGGCGGGUGCUGCGGCCUCAUCUUUCGAAACCUCUGGCUCACAUCGUGUUGCCUGCGAUUGUGACGCCUGCCGCGCCGGCCACCCCUGGAAGUGCUCAAGUCGGCUUGAGCGACAUCCGUGUCGCCACGAACAGAACUGAGGACAUGUCACCAUGUUUGGUGACUUCAUCCGGGCCAGCCGGACUGUCACCCUCAGCAGGUGGUUGUGAGGAUGCGCAGGAUGUCCGAGUCCAGGAAUCGUCGACAUUGCGGGCACAGAUAAUGCCUCAUCAAGGAGACAGCGACGGCAGCAUGGCGAGUGGGCCGACCAUCACCGACAGCUCUCUCCGGCAGCUAGAGCAAGUUUCUGCGCGUUCUGAAAUGCAAAGCCGUAAUGAGCGGUUCAAGCUGCGGCGAGGCGACCUUGCAAAGACUAAUGGUGCGAGGCCUCGCAGGAUUCACGAGGGGAGUUGCACCGAUGGCUGGGGCGAGUCGCUUUCGGCCUCGAGGCUGCAGCGGUAUGAAGGCAGGCGCGGCGCGGUCAGCGAAGCGAACGGUGGCAGCAACAGCAGAGCGAAACCACAAGAUCGCGGGUCUUGUGCACCAGCCGUAAUUGAGAGCCUGGAUGGUGUGGAGAUCGCCGACACGUCGCUUGAUGUUUGUGACGGUUGGUUGGUACAUGACUCAGAGCAGCUCGAACAGGCACGGCGCUCUUCUGGGGAGCCUGCAGCCGUCUUCGUAAGCGAGUGUGCCAGCCCGCGAAGCAGUGCAACGUUUACGAGGUCGGUGGUCCAUCAAGCCGGUCCCGCUUCGUUGAAGUUGGGCCCUGCACGAUCACGGGAGCGCCGCCAGCAUGCGCAGCUUCACUCGCCACCAGCCAGACAAACCUCCGCUUCACGAAAACUGAAGGUGACGACGGCCACCCAUGACAUGAGCAGCAUGGUGUGGCGUGGAAACACCGACCAGCUUGGCAGGUUCCUCGGAGCAAUAGCAAAGGCGGAUCGUCGAUUUGCUGCCGACGAUGCCUGGCAUUUGCAGUCUCGUUUCUGGGUGACGGACUGCAGGCUGCAACACGCUAUGAUGCAGCAUGUCUCCGAUCGCAGUGUCCAGUAUCGGCUGGCUUUGAUCUUGCAGCAGUGUGAUUCCUGGGAUCUGCGGUUGCAGGAAGCUGAGCAAUUCGUGCUCGAUCAUGGCAGGCUUCCGCGUGAGACCACGACUGAGCUCGAUGAGUCACGGCUGGCAGUGUGGCUGCAGCAAGUGGGUGUCAAGUUCAAGAAGCAGUUGCUGCCUGCUGCCAGGAUGCAGAAGCUGCUGAACUCUUCCUGUGGCAGGUUGGUUGCUCGCGUUGCAAAAUGGCUAGAUCCGGAGACACCCUUUGAGCGAUGCUUGAAGCAGCUGCGGCAGUUCGUUCGGGCUCACCACCGCAUGCCGAAACAUAGUAACACGGUUCACGACGAGAACGCUUUGGUUCGAAAGUUGAGCCGACUGGUAGCACGUGGGCAGUUAGACCGUGAGAGGCGCCUCCGGCUGCUGGACAAGGAGGGUCCCAUCGUUGCGAGGUGGGUGAUGUCACAGCGAACACGAAAGCGAUCAAUCAACGAGAACAAAUGGAGGAACCGACUCCAGAUUCUUGUUGAGUUCGUGGAGACACACGGUAGGAUGCCGCGAGCGAGGCGUGCGGAGGAGAAGGCUAUGUCCGCUUGGUCUUGCAGACAGCGGAGACAACUGGACAACCUGCCGGCCGAGUUCCAAACUGCAUUGUUCGACUCCCAUCCAGUGGUUGUUCUGCUCUCUCACUGCCUUGAUGGGCAAAAGCCCAUUCCUCCAUUCGAGGUGGGCAAGGAGUACCUGCAGGAGAACUCGGCAGAGUGGAAGGAUAGAUCCGAAAAGUUGCGGCGGCUGCCUGGAGAGAUCUGGACGCUGCCAUCGGAUCAGGCCGAAGAGGAGAUUUGCCCUCUCAUGGUGCCGGAGGUCGAAGAUCUGCUGCAGCGUCCGAUGGAUUGGUUUGGCCAGAUCAGCCGGAGUGUGAGCAACUUCGGCGCAAAGCGAUCAGCUCCCACGUCUCCGCGAGCGAAGUCAGACGACGAGCGUUUGAGACCGACCUCACCACGUUCAGAACCUCGCUGA